Mytilus californianus (California mussel) is the source of this 7176-nucleotide messenger RNA. Its product is annotated as zinc finger CCCH domain-containing protein 13-like. The record is from RefSeq and is a predicted model, not a curated record. The transcript has 6 exons. NCBI's taxonomy places the organism in Eukaryota, Metazoa, Mollusca, Bivalvia, Mytilida, Mytilidae. The coding region runs from base 5 to 3022 and encodes 1005 amino acids.
UAAAAUGAAUGAAGAUACAGCAAGAUUCAAGUGUGUAAAGAAAGGAUGUAACUUUGAUGGGGUCAAAGGUGAAGCUAUUUAUCAUGUGGUCAAAGAACAUGCUCCUAUUCAUACAGUGCCAUUUUAUUGUUCUCUCUGUGGGUACAGAUGUUUCCGUUUACGACAGCUGCAAACUCAUGUUCAAAAAUGGAAAUUUCACCAACGUUUAUCAAGCGGGAGCCAUGAAGAUGAUGUUAAAAGCUUGUGUAUAUCAAGCACCCCAUAUCAAGUCACAUGGGGACCUGUCUAUGAUGGUAAAGUGGACCUCAUAAUAUAUCAGCCAACAGUUAAGAAUAUUGGACUAACAUCGUCAACCACAUAUAGUCAGCCACAGCAACCUAUUAGACAGAACAGAUUUCACGAUAAUCCAGCAACUACCUCUGCCUUUCAGCCGUCUUUCUCAUCAUCAUCAUCGGGUAAAGUCCAUAUCCAAGGAGUUAUAGCCCAGGCUCAGCAUGCACUGGAUUCAUUGGCUCCGGCAACUGGUGCUGUUGUUCCUUGGACAACAGGUAUGACGGGACAACAACAUUCUAUUCAUCCUCCUCCCAUGCAACCGAGUGUUCAGCCAACAGGUGUAGUAAGCUAUGCCAACCCUUAUCUUCAAUCUGUUAGUACUGCAGGAUUCUAUCCUAGUCAGCAAUUUCUGCAACCAGGAGUAAUGGCAACAACAGGUCUGGGAACUCAGGGUAUACAUACUUAUUCAAAUUCUAAUCUACUUGGUAAAGCAGCUGUAAAUGACCAGUUUACUCAAAGACAAACUGGUUUAGGAGGAAGUGGACAGUUAUCCCCAAAGUCUGGUACCAGUCAGAGAUAUUCGAGAAUAACCAAUCAAACUCAAGAUUAUCAGUCACAUGAUUCUAGUAAAAGAACAUCCAGUUCUAAAUCACAUGACCAUGUAACAGCAAAUAAACAGGAAAGGUCAUAUGAUAGGUCAAGAGGUGAUGGUAAAGACAGGAAAAAUUAUUCAGAAGAGAGAACAGAUCAGCUUAGUAAGGAAAGAAGAGAAAACCACCAUAGUACUAGAGACCAGAAAAAUUAUUUGGACGAAAAGAAGGAUUACAGAAUCAGUGAUGAGAGGGAUAAUUAUCAUGAUGCUAGAGACAGAAGAAAUUAUUCAGUAGAAAUAAAACAAGAAAGGAGAGAAGACAGAUGGGACGAUUAUCAGGAUACUAGAGACAGGAGGAGUUAUUCAAAAGAAUUGAAAGACCAGAGAAACACAGAUAGAAGAGAUGAUUAUUAUGAUGAUGGAGACAUUAAAAGAAAUAUUAGAAAGGUUGAUCAUAAGGACACAAAAAAUCAUUGUCAAUAUGAUAAUGUCAAUGAUUAUAGAGAUUUGAGUAUUGGUGAUCAUAUGGACAACAAAAAUGUCAGCCGAUACGAAAAUAGAGAUAUGGUCAGUGAUUCCAGAGAUUUUAGAAAGGAGGAUCAUAUGGACAACAAAGAUGGCAGUCGACAUGUAGAGAGAUAUGACAUCAGAAAAAUGGAUGCCAGGAGGGACGAUCGACAAAUUGAAAGAUAUGACGUCAGAAAACAAGCUGACAGAAGGGAUGAUCGCCAAAUUGAGAGAAAUGAUAUCAGAAAAUUUGAUGACAGAAAAGAUGAUCGACAAAUUGAAAGAUAUGACAUCAGAAAACUUGAUGACAGAAGAGAUGAUCGACAAGUUGAGCGAUAUGACAUCAGAAAACCGGAUGACAGAAGGAAUGAACGACAAAUUGAGAGAUAUGACAUCAGAAAACAUGAUGACAGAUUGGAUGAUCGACAAAUUGAGAGAUAUGACAUCAGAAAACAUGAUGACAGAAGGGAUGAUCGACAAAUUGACAGAAAAAAUACUCAACAGCAAGGCAGACAUUCUGAUCCUGCUGACAGAAGGAGAGUUAAUCAACUGGAUGAAAGAGACAGAAGAGAUGACAGGAAAGAAACAGCCUGGAGAGAAGACCAUUGGAAAAGUGGAAAUGAUUCUUUAAAAUCUAAGGGAGAUAAUCGAGACAGAAUACAGGAUGAUUCAAGAAAAGCUAGCAGACAAGAUUAUGACAAUAAUGAUAAAAGGAGGAGAGAAGAUGACAGAUCCAGAGACAAAAACUAUAUAGACAACAAGUCAAGCAGAGACAAGCGUCAUACCAACAGCCCAGAAAGGAAGAAAUUAAAGACAAAGGAUAGUGGUAAGGUCUCACAGAAAUCCCAUCGCGAUGAUGAAGACAGUGGUCUAGAUACUGAUUUUAAUGAAUAUUACGAUGAUUUAGAAGAGGAAAUUCCUCAGUGGCUUAGAUGCACACCGUCUGAUGCUCAAUUCAACAGAGAUAGACUGAUGUUCAAAGACACAACUUUAAUCUAUGCCUGCAUCGGAGGAAGAGAUUUACAUGUUGGACUGGAUUGUGAUGAAUUUCAUCUGGUUCCUGGUGCCAUUCUUUCCCAAUUGACAAAUGAGGCAUGUCAAAGAGCUUCUGAAAUCCCAGGUCACAAGACCGUUUACUUCAUUACAGGUAUACCUGACCUUCUGACAACUCUUACAUCACCCGGUUACGAGGAAACUAUAUUUGAAGAUCGUAAUCUGUUUGACACAUUUUAUAGCCAGAUGAGACAAACCGAAGCGGCUUUAAAAAUUCAUAAUUGUCAUGUUGUUUUUGGUACGGUUGCAACAAUGAGUCUAAAAGAUUAUAAUGCAAACAAUAAAAAGCUUCGAAAGACAUACACGCUCAGGUUUGAGAAGAGUUAUGCCGAAAUGCAGGACAGUCUCCAUCGCUUGCUGAAACAGAUUAACCAUACCAUCACCGGUGUCAACACACGACAGAAGUUACUAACGCCAUUUAUUCAUUCCCACCUCUGCAAGCGAGAAAAAAACAAGACCAAGUAUCGAAUGGACAAGUUGCUUGAUGGAUUGAAUCCAUGUGGAACUAUUGUGGAUGGGUGGCGGAACACCUUGAACAGAACUGUCCAGAGAAACAAAAUUAUGAUGACCAAACCGGAAUUUCUAAUGAAGAUGUAAAACAUGGCUGUGUCAUUGGACACUAGACUAAAUUUUUUCACUUUUGCGUAAAUUUUCAAAUAUCUUCAUUAGAUAAUGGACCAAAAAUAGAGAUGAAGACAUAUCAAGCUUUUUUUAUUUGGCAGAUAAAUUAUACACUAAAUUUGAAAUAAGGUACACAUGUAGAGGCAGAAAUCUUAAUAGAGAAAAUUUGCAUUGCUAACUGAAAACUUGGGUUCAUCUUGAAAAGGAUUUGUCCUUUAACUUGUAAAUCUGCUUUGUGGCUUUGUAAUAGAUGGAUCAGAAUAAAUCUACUGAAUUUGAAUGUGGAAGAUAUGGAUACAGAAAGGAGAACUGGAGGUCCUAGAUGUCUUUAAAAUAAACUAUGGAAUUUUUUGGGAAAUUGGUUGUCAUUGAUUCAACUGAACCAGAAUAUGAUAAAACACAUGAAACACAGUUCAAAAAAAUGCCAGAAGUCAGCAUUGAAAACAUAUAGUAAGAUGUUUAAUGAAACUGGACUACAGUAGCAAUAAUAUGAUUUUGAUUUAACAGAGCAAUGGAGAGAUACUUUGUUGUUUGGAAAUUAUUACAUUAGAAACUAUAUUCCCAUGCAGACUGUAGGUAUGUAAAUUGAAAUGUACACAUAAUGGUCUUUAAAGCAGACAGUUCAUAUACCAGUAUUUGAUCACAUAUAUAUUUAAGAAGAGAGAGAGACUCAUCUUGCUGGCAGGUACCCAAUGUUGAUGGUUACUAUUUAUAAAAAUGAAGCUGUUAUGGAUUUUUUGGGAAAUUAGAGUUGAAACCAGAAAGCAAAAUAUUCAUUUGGAACCUGCAGCUGAAAAUUGGAUGAAGAAGGGUUAGAAAUAUGAACUAGAAACAAUCAACUUAAAAUUUUAGAAGUACUUUUGUAACUUUUUAUAGAAGAGCAGUUUCUCCAGAAUCAGACAGUCAAUAUAUUAGGCAUGUUGGACAAAUAUUUACAGCAAUGUAGAUUCAAACACAUGAAUUUCCUAGAUAAAGAGGCAUUUUAACCUAGAAAACUGAAUCCAGUUGGGGAUUUGGUAAGAAGACACUUACCCAUUAAACAAGCUCCAAGCUUUAUAGGGGGAAAUCAUAUAGAGUGGUUUAUAAUUUGAUAUAUAAAACUUGAGUUUUGUCUCAAGCUUCCUAAAAUUUGUAAAUCUGCUUUGUGAUUUUGUAAUAGAUGGAUCGAAACAAAUCUACCACAUUUAAAGUGCCAAAGAAAUGGAUACAAAAACGAGAACUGGAGAUCUUAGAUUAGAAAAAAAAGUAGGGAGACAGUUGGAAAAUUGUCAGAGACAAUAUUUUUGGGGGGAAUUGUAUUCUUGCAUCAAUUCCCCUCCUGCAACCAUGAUAUAGAAAUAGUAGCUGUAAAGUGCCAUAAAUGUUCAGCAACGUGAUGUAACUUACAGUUUGGCAUGCAUUUUUAAGGCAUGAUAUAAAAUUGAAAUCCAAAAGGUAACUUUCAAAUAGUUUGUUUAAUAACAAACUACAACCUUCUGAUACAUCAAAUGAAGAAUUAAGACUUUGUCGAUCCAAUGCUUUAACCUGAUGCAUCGCUGAAUAAUUUAGAGAAUUUCUAUUAGAUGAGAUUUUGGUAAAUACGCAGUAGUCAAAUUAUUACAGAGAAGAUGCAGGUACAGGAUUUGUCAAUUUAAAGGUUCUCUCACAAUUUGCAAUGAUGGAAAAAAUAUUUGAUGGAAGAAGUGACGGAAAAAGUAAUUUGAUGGAAAGACUGAUUGAAAAUGUUAUUUUGAUGGAAAAAGUUAUUUUGAUGGAAAAAGUUGUUUUGAUGGAAAAAGUUAUUUUGAUGAAAAGACUGAUGGAAAAAGUUAUUUUGAUAGAAAGACUGAUGAAAAAAGUUGUUUGAUGUAAACAAUUAUGGAAAAAUUGUUUGAUAGAAAAAGUAGGGGUGAAAGCAAUUUGGUGGAAACUGCGAUGGAAAAAGUUAUUUGAUGGAAACAGUGAUGGAAAAAGUAAUUUAAUGAAAACAAUGAUGGAAAAGUUAUUUGAUAGAAACAAUGAUGGAAAAAGUAAUUUGAUGAAAACAAUGAUGGAAAAGUUAUUUGAUAGAAACAGUGAUGGAAAAGUUAUUUGAUGGAAACAAUGAUGGAAAAAUUGUUUGAUAGAAAAAGUAAUGGAAAAAGUAAUUUGGCGGAAAUCACUAUGGAAAAAGUUAUUUGAUGGAACAGUGGUGGAAAAAGUUAUUUGAUGGAACAGUGGUGGAAAAAGUUAUUUGAUGGAAACAGCAAUGGAAAAAUUUAUUUGAUGGAUACAGCAAUGGAAAAAGUUAUUUGAUGGAAACAGUGAUGGAAAAAGUAAUGUAAUGAAAACAAUAAUGAAAAAUUUAUUUGAUAGAAACAGUGAUGGAAAAGUUAUUUGAUGGAAACAAUGAUGGAAAAAUUGUUUGACUGAAAAAGCAACGGAAAAAUUAUUUGGUAGAAACAAUGACGGAAAAAGUUAUUUUAAUGGAAACAGUGAUCGAAACAAUGAUGGAAAAUGUUUAUUUGAUGGAAACAGUGAUGGAAAAAGUUAUUUGGUGGAAACAAUGAUGAAAAAAUUAAUUUGGUGGAAACAAUGAUGGAAAAAGUUAUUUGAUGGAAACAGUGAUGGAAAAAGUUAAUUUGAAUGAAAACAGUGAUGGGUAAAGUUAUUUUGGUGAAAACAGAGAUGGAAACAGUGAUGGAAAAAGUUAUUUGAUGGAAAGAAUGAUGGAAAAAGUAAUUUGAUGGAAUUAAUGAUGGAAAAUUAUUUGAUGGAAACAGUGAUGGACAAAGUAAAUUUGAAUGAAAACAGUGAUGGGUAAAGUUAUUUUGGUCGAAACAGAGAUGGAAACAGUGAUGGAAAAAGUUUUUGAUGGAAAGAAUGAUGGAAAAAGUAAUUUGAUGGAAUUAAUGAUGGAAAAUUAUUUGAUGGAAACAGUGAUGGAAAAGUCAUUUGAUGGAAACAAUAUUGAAUUUACAGGAACAAAUUAUUUAAUGCAAACAGUGAUGGAUGAACAAACAGAUCCCGAGUUAAUGGAUAAAUUAUACACAAAUGCUUCUAUCAGAAUAUUUCUUUAUUCAAUGAAUAUAUAUGUAUCAAGAAUAUUUUUUUGACGAUUCUAGGGUGCUGUCGGAAUGAAUGUUGUUUAAACUAUUUUCUUUUGCUCUCUUUAAUUAUAACUUCGUGGGAGAAAAAGGUUUCAUUGUUUAUGGAAAAGUCUUCUUUUGCUUAUAUAUGCAUUUGAAUUAUUAUGAGAAGUCAUUAACAGGAGAAUGAGUGUAUUUUUUUUAGUAUUUCUAUCAGUAUAAAUUUAGUUUCUCAUACAGCAUUAGAUAUCUCUUUUUUUUGAUAAAAAACAAUAUCAUUGUUCACAGUUAGAUGUGUCCGUCCGUCCGUGUGUCCGUUCGGUCUUGUUAGCGCUCUCACAGGUACAAUUACUGCCAGAUUUUUAUAAAACUUAUACUAAGGGUUAAUAUCAGCAAUAUCUCAGACAAGUUUUAUAAUGGUGGCCGAUUGUCUUUUUUUAAAAGAGUUAUGCCCCUUGGAAAUAUUAAAUUUAUGGUAAAUGGCCUCGUUAUCGCUCUCGGGUGUACAAUUCUUGCCAGAUUUUUAUAAAACUUAUACUAUAGGUUAAUAUCAUCAAUAUCUCGGACAAGUUUUAUAAUGGUGGACGAACGACUUUUUAUAAAAGAGUUAUGACCCUUGGAAAUAUUAAAUUUAUGGAAAUGGCCUCGUUAGCGCUCUCAUAGGUACAAUUCUUUUUUUUUAAGUUAUUGCCCCUGGAUAGAUAAAAUAUGUGCAACGGGGGGGACAUUGGAACUCUGUUCUUUUAUUUAGAUUUCAAAAUUGGGACAAAGAACAUUUUCCUAUAUGCCAUUCACUUACUGGAAAACUUGUAAUUUCCUCCUGAGUGGAAAGAGGCUAGGGAUCUAGGGGGUUCGAUUUUAAUAUGUGUAAAUAUCUCUAGCAAUAUUUUCAAUAAUUUUUCAUUGAGAAUGAAUUUUUAGGGAAUUUAUGUUAUUUGAAAUUCUCUAUUAUUUUUUCAAGAAUUUUAGAAGGAUGCAAUAGAAGAAUCAUGCUUUAUUAUAUAUUAUCAUGUUGCAAAAUUUACUUUUAUGUCUUCAAAUAUAUUUCUUAUAUAUUCAAGUUUAAUGUAUUUGCAUUUAUUA